Aspergillus calidoustus is the source of this 4163-nucleotide messenger RNA. NCBI's taxonomy places the organism in Eukaryota, Fungi, Ascomycota, Eurotiomycetes, Eurotiales, Aspergillaceae. The record is from the annotation of a GenBank genome assembly.
UUGCUCAGCUGUUGCUGGACUAAGCCUGAACCGGUAGUGUGUCCCAGAACAAGCAUCGCACUAGCACUGCGCCUCGUACAGCAGCCCGACCGGUUUGAGCAAAGCCCCUCGCCCAGAUAUUUUUUCGCCACGCUAUCCCUGAAUCUCACCUGUGUGGUGGCUGGAUACUGCGUCAUUAUCCACUGUAGUAUUCCUGUGGAAAGCCACUGGCCCAGACGGAGCCAAGGUGAUUUUGCGGGCAAACCACAACAAAACAUCAAGUUUUCCUCCCCGAAAUCCACCGCUUGAUCUGGAAUCAAUGUCUCCCCGCGCGAACGUUGGAAUUACUCGCCACGAUCGAGUAUGACUUCCAAUCCGACUCUAAUGCUCUGCUCCGUCGAUCUGAAAUAGCGGAAUGAUUGCCCUUAUACAUACAUGGCCUAUUCCUGUAGGUCGUAGUAACGGUCGAACACCCCGAACGCGGGUUGUGCCGGACUAUAUAUUGUGAAACACGACUUACCCACUAGGAUUUGCGAUAGUCUAUAAGCAGGUCUAUGACGCCCUCGCCUCAAGUGGCAGACAUUGGCACCCAAGCAAGGACAGUCAGUCGGAUAUGCGGCAGCUACACCACGAUUUGGUGACACGAGGGCCCAAGAUGUACACCAAUCAGUGUCCACCGGUAUCACAACUUUACUUGAUUUGGACACCGGCUUUCCACUCGGCUCUCAAGCGUCAUCGCAAACGGCGACAUUUAUAUCUAAUCUGAUCAUCCCAGCAGGUGCGCGAUGAUGUGAGGUAAGCACUAAAAUACAAAAAGAAGGCUAUUAACCCUUGUAGAAAAUCAAGUAUGUAACUACUUGCACUGCUCCUCCCGCCGUCGGUUGUCUUGUCCUGAGCACUUCUCUCCAUGAUCUCCUUGGCGUAACCAUCUGUAUCCCAACUCAAUCAACAAGCAUUUAUAUUUUUAAUUCUUUGUUACUACUACUUUGGAUAUCAACCUUUUGGGUAUGAUGUUACCUCGGGUAGACAUGGGUCACGUGCGUCCCCACAGUCCAGUCUGCGGUGAGUCAGCGGCCGGCUGAGUAAUGCGAGCAACGAGAACCGAUCGCGGAGAAGCGGCCAUUUUUUCCAGAUUCUUUUCCCUGCGUGACUCCUUUUCCUGCAUUGUAUCGCCGCCACGAUGUUGAUUCAGGUGCGCAGAUUAACUGGGCGCGCGGCCCUACAGCCCUCGCCGAUAUGGCGCAUGUCCACCGUCCACACCCUCCGCAGAGCGUUCCACUCGCAACUCGAAAACGCCUCUUCCUCCGAUUCCCCCUCGCUCUCCGCCACGCCGCAAACACUCACAGAGAAGAUCGUGCAACGGUAUGCCGUCGGCCUCGCCCCAGGGAAGAAGGUCCGCUCAGGCGACUACAUCUCGGUCGUCCCUCACCACUGCCUGACGCACGACAACAGCUUCCCCGUGAGCAAGAAAUUCUUCGACAUUGGGGCUACAAAGCUGCAUGAUCCCCGGCAGCCCGUCAUGGCGCUCGAUCACGACGUACAGAACAAGUCCGAGGCGAACCUGAAAAAGUACCGGCUCAUCGAGGAGUUUGCGCACAAGUACGGCGUGGAUUUCUACCCGGCCGGUCGGGGCAUCGGGCACCAGAUUAUGAUUGAGGAAGGCUAUGCGUGGCCUGGGACAUUGACCGUUGCGUCGGACUCGCACGCGAAUUCGUAUGGUGCGCUUGGUGCGCUGGGUACGCCGAUGGUGCGGACGGAUGCCGCGAGUAUCUGGGCGACAGGUCGCACGUGGUGGCAGAUUCCGCCGGUGGCCAAGGUUACGCUGACCGGCGUUCUUCCUGUCGGUGUUACUGGAAAGGAUAUCAUCAUUGCGCUGUGCGGUCUGUUCAACCAGGAUGAUGUGCUGAACCACAGUAUCGAGUUUACCGGAUCCGAGGAGACGAUGCGCAGCAUCCCUGUUGAUGACCGCAUCACCAUUGCCAACAUGACAACCGAGUGGGGUGCACUCAGUGGUCUCUUCCCCAUCGACUCCGUCCUGAUCGGCUGGCUCCGCGCCAGAGCCACCCUCGCCGCUAUGGCCAACCCCGAAGGCGCCACCAAGGGCCGCUUCAGCCACGAGCGCAUCGCCGAACUGAUCGAGAACCCGCUCGUCGCCGACCCCGGCGCAACCUACAACAAAUCCCUCUACCUCAACCUCUCCACCCUCUCGCCCUUCGUCUCGGGCCCCAACUCCGUCAAAGUCGCUACACCCCUCAAGGACCUUGAGGCGAAACAGAUUCCCGUCAACAAAGCCUACCUCGUCUCCUGCACAAACUCGCGCUCAUCGGAUAUCGCCGCCGCCGCACGCGUCUUCCGCGAGGCAGCCAAGGACGGAUCCACGCCCAAGAUCGCCGAGGGCGUGCACUUCUACAUCGCCGCCGCCUCUCUCCCCGAGCAACAAGCCGCCGAAGAAGCCGGCGACUGGCAGGUCCUCAUCGACGCGGGAGCCAAGACCCUCCCCGCCGGUUGCGGUCCCUGCAUUGGUCUUGGAACUGGUCUCCUCGAAAAGGGCGAAGUAGGAAUCAGUGCGUCGAACCGGAACUUCUCUGGACGUAUGGGCGAUCGCAAUGCGAUGGCCUACCUCGCUAGUCCCGAGGUCGUUGCUGCCUCUGCUCUGUCAGGACACAUCUCCGGACCCGGUUGGUACCAGAAGCCCGAGGGUGUCGAGAAGGUGAUUAUCGGCGAGGGAAGUGGAGACAUCGAAGCCGAUAGGGCGACAAGCAUCAUGGACGCGCUCGACAAGGUUAUCGCCGAAGCCGAGAGUCUCAUCGCCAGCGCCGAGGCCGCCACGACUGAAUCCUCCCCGGAAUCCACAGAAGCUGAAGCCGAAGAAUCCCUCACAGACGUCCUGCCGGGCUUCCCCGAGAAGGUCGAAGGCGAAAUCAUCUUCUGCGACGCCGACAACAUCAACACGGACGGCAUCUAUCCCGGGAAAUACACAUACGAGGAUAACAUCGGCCCCGAGAAGAUGGCCGAGGUCUGCAUGGAGAACUACGACACCGCGUUCCGCACCAUCUCGCAACCGGGCGACGUCCUCGUCGGCGGCUUCAACUUCGGAUGCGGCUCGUCCCGCGAACAGGCUGCGACUGCGAUCCUCGCACGCAAGAUCCCCCUCGUCGUUGCCGGUUCAUUCAGCAACACGUUUAGCCGAAACAGCAUCAACAAUGCGCUGAUGAGCGUUGAGGUUCCCCGUCUCGUUGAGAGGCUCCGCGAGCGCUUCGGUAAGAAGGAGGGUGAGGAAGGCGAGAAGCAGCUUACGCGACGGACGGGAUGGAAGUUUGUAUGGGAUGUCCGACGGAGCAAGGUUGUUGUUACGGAGGAUAGUGGGGAGACGUGGAGUCAGAAGGUUGGUGAGUUGCCGCCGAAUGUGCAGGAGAUUAUUGCACGGGGUGGGUUGGAGAAGUGGGUUAAGGCGGAGGUUGAGAAGAGUCAGUGAGUGGGGAGGAGUUAGUGGUGCAGAUGUAGAUCUUAGAUCUAGACGUUGACUAGACGUUCUGGUGUAUUAUACCCGUAAAUGCUAUCGAGUACUAUACUACUACUGUACCCUUGUAGGUCAUGGACUGUAAUUGUAGCAAGGAAGGGGUCCAAGGUUUCUGAAGCACACAGCCAUAUCCAAAACACAACCAGACGACCAUGCCAUCGUCUCAUCCAACGACUACCCCAUUCCAGUUUGCUCAACCCCACCGCCUCGUCUGCGUCGUCGCCCGCCUCCACUCAUCCUCCAACCCCCUAGUAUUCGCCGGAUCCGCCCACUGAUACCGCUCCACAAUCCCCCGCACAGCCUCCACCAUCCUCUCAUCCAAAAACCUCGCAUCAUCCCAGCCCACCCGCAGCGGAACCUUGUAGUACCCAGAGAUCGCCCGUUCCCACGUGUAGCAGAAGGGUUCGUCGAGGAGGUGCCAUGGCAUGAUGAUAUGCGCGUCGGUGUCGCGGAGGACGGGGACCAGUGGUGCGGGGGUGAAUCUGGAGGGGUACGUAUAUUCGUUUUUGGGCUGGGAUGGUGGAGGUCUGGGCGGGGGCUCGAUGGCGUCGAAGAGGUCGAAGCCCAUGUCCACGUCUUCGUCGUCUUCGUCUUCGCCUUCGCCUUGAUCUUUACGCGCAUCCUCGCGCUUACUACCCGGCGACGAUAUUCCCAAAUCUCCCCU